AAACCCUUAAACCAUUUGAUCCAAAAAUCACAAUUGCUCGAUCUUACAUUUUGUCUGUCGCAUUCCUCCUUGUUUGUUGAUCGAAUUAAAGAGAUUCGUCAAAACGGGUCUGCCGCUGUGGUUGCUUGGGUUCGGCGCGGAUCACUUGCGAGCCGACAUGAAUCGGUUACUUGCCUUGUUAUUCCACCAGGGAGUCUUGGAUGAGCAGUUCUUACAGCUCCAGCAGCUCCAAGACGAGACCUCUCCAAACUUUGUCUCUGAGGUCGUCAACAUCUUCUUUAAUGAAUCUGAAAAGCUCUUGAGGAAUCUUAGAGGGCUACUGUCGGAUAGAGAGUUCUCAGACUACAAGAAGAUGGGAAUCCAUCUGAACCAGUUCAUGGGGAGUAGUUCCAGCAUUGGAGCCAAGAGCGUCAGAAACAUAUGCGUUGCCUUUCGCGCUGCUUCCGAGCAAAACAACAGAGCUGGAUGCUUGCGAGCUUUGGAGUUGUUGGAGCAUGAGUACUGCUAUCUCAAGAAUAGAUUGCACGAACUGUUCCAAAUAGAGCAGCAACGCGUGAUGGCAGCUGGAGUUCGGUAUCCCAUGCAGAACUGAGACGAGUCGAUUCUGGUGGAUAAGGCUUGAGGGUUGCGGAAUCUAUUAAU
This is a messenger RNA of Telopea speciosissima, 642 nucleotides long. Its product is annotated as pseudo histidine-containing phosphotransfer protein 6-like. Gene Ontology annotation, molecular function: histidine phosphotransfer kinase activity; protein histidine kinase binding. Bases 158 to 592 code for a protein of 144 amino acids. NCBI's taxonomy places the organism in Eukaryota, Viridiplantae, Streptophyta, Magnoliopsida, Proteales, Proteaceae. Gene Ontology annotation, cellular component: cytoplasm; nucleus. Gene Ontology annotation, biological process: phosphorylation; phosphorelay signal transduction system; cytokinin-activated signaling pathway. The record is from RefSeq and is a predicted model, not a curated record. The transcript is spliced from 5 exons.